This is a messenger RNA of Cyanidioschyzon merolae strain 10D, 3243 nucleotides long. RefSeq lists its product as hypothetical. The record is from RefSeq and is a predicted model, not a curated record. Bases 1 to 3243 code for a protein of 1080 amino acids. The transcript has a single exon. Lineage: Eukaryota; Rhodophyta; Bangiophyceae; Cyanidiales; Cyanidiaceae.
AUGAGUGCGCCCGAGUCUGCGAGAACGUGUGCAGCGUCUGCGGAGGCGCUCUUUGCGCUCUUUGACCUGCAGGUAUCCGAAGCGGCGACGCCGUAUCCGUUCCUCUAUGCGGUUCGUGAGCAGCAAGAACGACACCAGGAGCGAAGUCAGCUGCACGUGUCGUCACCAGGGCGGGGCGCGGCUCCAGCGCAGACAAACGAGCACCAGACCGACAGCGUGGUCUUCGAGUUUCAAAAGGCGCCCUCACAAGAGGACUUUAUACGAGGCUCGCUCUAUGGGCAGCGGUUCCGCUUGACUCGUAUUGUUGAAACGUGUCAAAGAGCUGGGCUCAGUCUUUCCUUGAAGGAACCUCAUGCCUGGACCAUGCGAGUGCUCAAGGAUUUCAUUUGCUUGCAGCUAGACCUCAAAUCCUUGCUUUCGGACGACUUUGCGCUUGAGCUUUUGAUCGGUGGGCGUUUGGUUCCGCUUUCCUUGCCCUUACUUGCAGUUAUUCGCUCUAUAGAAGCCGCCACCAGCACUAUCGUGGUCAUUUAUCGGUUGGCAGGUCUUGAUGGCGAGGCAACUGAGCCGCACUUUACGGUCGAAACUGCAAAGCCACCGGCCGAAGACGCUUCUGGCACGGCAGCAAGAUCAAAUCCAUCCCGCGUGGUCCGACGGCUCCUUUUCAAAAGCUUUGUUCGGGGCGGUGGGCUGGAACACGUCGUGCGACUCAUACCGCUCGCACCGUCUGCGGCUAUUCACCAGCUGGUAGCCCUUUUUGAUAUGGAAGCGUCGGAUGAUAGCCAUCGCAGCAGCACACAUCAGGUAUCGGUCAAGGAGUCGGAGCUGGCAAGAUGUUGGUCGGCAUGUCUAGAUACGGCCCGACGGCAGCGUCUUACAAACGAGGCGUUCCUCGCUGCUGCGCAGCUAGCGGCACGAGGCUCCCCGGAACUUGCCGCAAUAGCCAACCAAUUGCUGGACCUGCUGGCGAAACAGCUGACACCGUUGGAGGCACGACAGCAGGACACCAGCUGCUCGCCCUGUGCGUCCGCGAUAUGUGAACAGGCGAGUCUGUGGUUGCGACGCUCGACGCCUCGGCAACAGCAACAGCAACAGAAGCAACCGCCCGCGCGAGAUCAUCGCAGCUGCACGGGAUUAACUGGGGCGUUUUCGGGUGCGCAGGACGCCCCCACUGCCGAGAAAGAACGCCUGUGGCUUCGUUUGCUGGCGCGUUUCGGGGACGUCCCGACGGUGCUUACCGCAUUGCGUCUUCCACUUACGUCGGCUGUAUCAAUAGCAUCCGAGCACUGGCCGAAGACGGCCGUACGACAAUGCGGCAUCAUGCUGAGCUUCCUCCCGCGUGGCGAUCUGUGGAACGCCCUCGAUACUUGCGGCUUUAUCGCGUGGUGCCAACAGACCCUGCAGGAUCUCAUGUCAGCCGUGCGUACUGACGUGAAGACCGGCUCCUCAAAUGGCACCGAGCAGGUGCCGCAUCAGAGGCUGCCACCAGCGUCCACACAACCGACUGGAUCACAGACAGCAACAAGGGCGCUGCAAUCCGGAAGCACAGAGAUUCGUAUCGAGGACCUAUGUCGCUUUCUCCAGCUGGCGGUGACGAGUGCACCAGCUGAGCUCCAAAAGCGCCUAGGGCAUUUCCCGAACUCUGUCCAAGUAGCGAGCAGCCUCAUCCAGCUUGCUAGACAGCCAAGUAGCAUCGGGAACGCUGCGGAGGACCUUAUCGAGGCCAUCAACCGGGUCGGCGGUCCCGGAUCACAGCACCUUCAUGAUGCUGCAGCGCUUUUGCAGAGCACUCGGCGCCAGGCGGCGCUCCUUGCUCGUCAGCGAGCAACGCAAGCGAUACAGCGUCAAAUAGAUGCACUCUGUCAACGCCCGGAGGCGGCAGCAUGUCGCAACGAAAGCAGUGCGGCAGCCGAAACCUGUGUCUUCUGUCGAGAAACGAAUACGCUCGAUACAUCUGACGCGCUUGGUGCCUAUGUGGUGCUCCAGGCACUAGACCUCUCUCGGAACUGGAGGAUGCUUCGGCGCCAAAGCGCUGUUCAUGGUCACAUAUCGAGCGCUAAUGCAGUCGAGGCAGCAGUGCACAUCGAGCCGUUGUGGGUAUUCUCGAUGAGCACGGCGGGAUUGUCGGUAGCGCACGAGUCCUGUCAUCGCCGAGCAUUGCAAAACGAUGCGCGCGCUCUCGCAGCAUACCUAGCGUUGGUACAGUCAUGUGCUUGCGGCCCAGUCGACAGCAAGACGGCGAAGACGAUUGUUCUGUUCCCGCUCUGCGUUCAGGGGCAGCGUACCAACGCGCAAGAUAUGCUUCAGAAUCUGGUAAGCAGCGUCGAGAAGAUGUAUCCUACGGCACCGUUUUACCCGGAUGCUCAGCGUGGAGCUGUCCUCAGAUCCCCGCUGCGAAUACGUGCGUUGCUGCUCGCUAGUUUAGCACUGUUCCUCUACCAGAUGGGACCGGAAUCAGUCGCAGAUGCGACUAGUACUGUGGGCAGCGCGCCACAUCCAGCAGCGAAAACGGCAUCACAGGGGCAGCAACGGUGGCGUCCACCAGCCGAGAAAGCGCUUUCCCUUUUACCCCACUGGGUUGCAGCGAUUUUGGAGUUAUCCAGUACGCUGACAUCGUCCAAUGCAGCAGCACAGAACGCUGCUCGAGGCGAAACGACGCUAAGCGCGAUCGAGCUCCUAGAAGCGGACCUUCUUUGUGCCGAGGUCGAGCCGCAGAGCAACGCGCCAUUCAGUUGGUCUGCUUCACUGCAGAAGUUUUUCUGUGAACUGGGACAGCUGGUGUUCGAAUCCAAAUCGAAUUCGUUGCGAGUCGGUGAGCGACUAGCGCCCGCAUGGGCACACGUCGCUCCGCCUGACAGAGCGUCUGUCUUCGAGGCGUGCACGCCCGAGGAGCCGUCACCCCUAGCGGCUCCAGGCUGGACGCAUACGCUUUCGGACGACAAGUCAGUGAACAAGCCGCUUUGGCCUCUAUGGAUUGGUUUGGCGUGUUGCCUCGUCUACUUGACGCGUGCUUCAUGGCAACAAGUCAGGCCGCAUGUGGAGGCAGCGGCACAGCACUGGGCAAGCGAAAAGCCGCGCUUAGCGGUUGCUCUGGCGCUAACAGACGCCUGGAUUCAUGACUGGCGAGCAGAGCGUCAUGAUGAUGGCGUGUUUCUGGAGUGGUUACGCCAACACGUCUCUGCGGAACGAGUUGCGCAACUGCAUGCGACACUCGAUCACAGUGUUGGUCACCUGGCGCUGUAA